AUGGAUAUCGAAACAUUUUUCAGGCGGAUCGACAGCGAUCUCGUUCAAUAUGCUGAUGCAUUUCGCCAGCUUGGAUUUACUACUUCUAGUCAAACAAUGAAGUAUUGGCGGGAGGAGGAUUUUGGAAAUCUUCAAGUGAAUGUGCCAGAAGGACAUCGACGGCUAAUUCUCAAUAUGAUUACCAAACUUCGAACUCCUGAAGUGAAAUCUGAUCGUCAUUCUACACAUACAUUCCCAAAAAGUACAUGGAGUCCUGAAAAAGACAGCUGUUUUCGUUCAAGGAGAGACAUCGCUGUCAAUUUUACUGACAUGACAAAACCUCAGCUCAAGAAAACCGAUACAUCUGUAAACCGAGAAAAAUUGUUCAGUUCCAAUCAUCGCAAACUAGAUACGUCACCAGUAGAGCGCUAUAUCCAGAGCAAAGAGCAGGACAUGGUCGAAAAAAAACGAUGAAAUAAUGCAAAAAAAACAAGAAUUAGAUGAAAUGACGCAUCGAAUCAAAGCAACAUUUCGUAGGGGACAAAAAUGUUCAAAUUGUCACGAAACUAAUCACACGGUUUGGUCUUGUACAGGAGACAAAUGCGAGUGUUUGUGGUAACCUGUCAAAGCACCCCGAUGAGAAGUUGGCUAUUCAAGGAAAGAAACGUGCUAUUGCAUCUCUGGAAACUGCUGCCAAGAAAAUUAGCCAAGAAUUGACUGCUAGGAAAGCGGCGCUAUUACAUGUUAGCAACUCUGUCAAUACGUCCAUCGAGGACAUUCUUCUUGACGAAUACCCAGACGAUUAUACUGAAAACGGUGCGAGAGACUGGUUAAAAAUACAGCAAGAUGUCGCAUUUGUCAAGAAGUCCUUUCGGAGUGGUACAGUGCCUUCUCGCAAUACGGUAAAGAGCGCUAUCGAUGAAAAAUAUGAGGAUAAAGUUCUAAAAGUAAACUCAAGCAGACCAGCGGCAAAGCGACAUAGAUCAUGUUCAGCUAUCGAGACAAAACUCGCUUCCUAUGGAGUACAAUUUCCAGCAAAGAAAAGCAGGCAAAACACCACGAUAGCUCUUGAGCCACAAACGGCAGAAGAAGAACAGGAACAAGUUAGAUUUGCCACUACACUUUCAAUGUUCAACAAGGGCGACGAAAAUGACUUUGUUAACAUUGAUGUAGACGAGGCUGUCGAGUCGAUUCCAGUGAUUCCAGUCAUGAAAGAAAUUUACAGCGUUAAAGAUGACGAAUCCAGCAGUACCAGUGAAGACGAGGCGGCAAGUAUUUUGUUAUCGCUCAGAAACAAUAUGGGCGAUCGUGCUUAA
This is a messenger RNA of Paramuricea clavata, 1295 nucleotides long. NCBI's taxonomy places the organism in Eukaryota, Metazoa, Cnidaria, Anthozoa, Malacalcyonacea, Plexauridae. The record is from the annotation of a GenBank genome assembly.